Molecule: messenger RNA, 558 nt
Organism: Protopolystoma xenopodis
Lineage: Eukaryota; Metazoa; Platyhelminthes; Monogenea; Polystomatidea; Polystomatidae
Source: the annotation of a GenBank genome assembly
GAAUUAACCUCUGAAAAUGACAGCGAUAGCGAGGUGGUUCAGCCGAAGGCUGUGAUGGACCGCCUCGAUAUAAGCCUUGUGUUGGCUAAACUACCUAAGCUGAGUGAGCUGACUCUCUCAUAUACGAUGAAGGACUGCGGGAUGAACUUCGAGUGGAUAUUGUUUCAGUUCACCGGCAAAGACUGCCUCAAUCUUUCGAGAGGCGUACGAGCGCACUCUAAUCUUAGAGUGCUGGUGUUGACCCAAAGCAGAGUAGACUGUGAAAGAUGUCGUGUAUUGGUCUCGCAUUUGCUCGAUCAUUCAACCCUCCAGGUGCUCGAUCUGUCGCACAACCUGAUUGCCGAUAGGGGUGGAAGGGCUCUUGGAAAACUGCUGAAUGGGCGGUGCCAGUUGGUUAGCCUUCGCCUGGCCAACAACUGGCUCCACGGACCUGGAGGGCAGGCGCUGGCUCACGCACUGUCCAAGCCAGCCUGUAAACUCAUCGAACUAAAUCUACGCCUUAACCGGAUGCAGGAUGAUGGAGGCGUUGCAAUUGGCAAGGUGGAGUACAUUUUAUAG